Molecule: messenger RNA, 1743 nt
Organism: Saccostrea echinata
Lineage: Eukaryota; Metazoa; Mollusca; Bivalvia; Ostreida; Ostreidae
Product: cysteine and histidine-rich domain-containing protein 1-like
Exons: 9
Coding region: 48-1028 (326 amino acids)
Source: RefSeq, a predicted model, not a curated record
AAUUGAGGAGAAAAAUAAGUGUAGUCGAUUGUUUAUAAGUUUCCAAAAUGACCGAGCUUGUCCACUGUUACAACAAAGGAUGUGGUCAAAAGUUUGAUCUCUCUAGCAACGAAGAAGACAGUUGUACUUAUCACCCAGGUCAACCUGUGUUCCAUGAUGCAUUGAAGGGCUGGUCCUGUUGUAAAAAACGCAGUACAGAUUUCACAGAAUUCCUCAACACACCGGGUUGCUCAAAAGGAAAACACAGUAAUGUUAAACCUCCAGAACCAGUAAAAGAAGAGAAAACAAACUCCAACAAAGAUGAGGUCAUCGAAGUAAAGAUGCCAGAGCCCAAGAAACCUAGAGACCCCUCAGAAAGACCCUCCUCAGAUGAACCUUUGGUCCCCCUCAGUGUAAACGUCACAUCCUCACUAAAACAGGCCCUGGAUAAACACUUGGAAAAUGCCAAUCAACAAACAACUGAAGAUAAAGCUGACCCCACAGAAGUGAAAGUAGGCACAUCAUGUAAAAACAAUGGAUGUAAAGCAUGUUAUGAAGGGGAAGAAAGUAACACAGAAAAAUGUCUAUAUCAUCCAGGAUUUCCCGUGUUUCACGAGGGCAUGAAAUUUUGGUCUUGCUGUAACAGAAAGACAUCAGAAUUUGAUCAAUUUUUAGCCCAGGAAGGCUGUGAAACAGGGAAACACUUAUGGAUCAAACCAGAGGUGGAGGGAGAGAAGAAGUCCUGUCGAUUUGAUUGGCAUCAGACUCCAUCAACUGUAUCUCUGUCUGUUUUUGCCAAAGUUGCUGUUCCUGAAAAAUGUUCAAUAACUGUCAACAGGGUGCGCUGUGUCAUCAAAAUCGUUUUUGAGGGAGGAAAGAGUCUCUUUGAAAAAGAUAUAAUACUGAGAGAAGAAAUAAUUCCAGAGAAAAGUGCAGUGAAAAUGAUGGGGACAAAAGUAGAAAUCAAUUUAAAGAAGGCGGAAGCAUUCAGUUGGCCAACUCUGGAAUUCCCUGUCAAUACUCCUGAAAACAAAGCAUCUGAAAGUUGAGAUAAGACUACUUAAACAGUCAGGAGACAGGCAAUAAACAGCAGAUAUUGUGAUAAAGGAGCAUCUAUAUCCUAAAAUUCAAAAUAGUACUUCAAUGAUGCAAGGGUUAUUUAUUUCUUAUGUGAAGUGAUGGAGUCAAUUCACUUUUUUAUGCUACAAUUGUUCACACUCUGAAUUAAGGGGUCUUCUUCUUAUUUAACUAAUACCAUGUACCAUUGCAUUUAUCCCCUACAGAAGUGUAAAUGGAUUCCAAGGUCUAAAUGAUUCGGUGAAAUUUAAAAUUCCUAAAACUGAUAAUAUGUAGAAGAUCAGCCUUCUUUACUUCAUAUAUGAGAUACAUUCUACAUUCUUUUUUUGACAUUACAAUGUUGCAUGAGAAAAGUAUCUGUGGCCUAAAUAUCGUAUAUUUGGUAAUAUUGCAUAAGUAAGUUUUCUGGAUCAAAAGAAAAAAAUCCCCCCCCCCCAAAAAAAAAUAAAGCACCAAUAUUUCCAUAAAGUUGAUACAGUUAUUGAACAGAUUAUUAAAGAAAAAAUCCAUCAAAAUAUUAUUUUAAAAAAGCCAAUAUUUAAACUACUUUGGCGAUAUGAAAUUUGCCAAAUAUUCUCAACACCAAGAUUACUAUAUGGUAUAUUGUUAUACAAGUAUGGUUUGAUACAUUAUGCAUACGUGUAUGUGUCAUUUAUUCAUCUAGUGAAUAAAAGAAAGGAGAGCGUU